Microcebus murinus (gray mouse lemur) is the source of this 3473-nucleotide messenger RNA. RefSeq names its product solute carrier family 38 member 7 (gene SLC38A7). Gene Ontology annotation, biological process: amino acid transmembrane transport. Gene Ontology annotation, molecular function: L-asparagine transmembrane transporter activity; L-glutamine transmembrane transporter activity. The record is from RefSeq and is a predicted model, not a curated record. Gene Ontology annotation, cellular component: membrane. Lineage: Eukaryota; Metazoa; Chordata; Mammalia; Primates; Cheirogaleidae.
CGUGUCUCUGCUGCCGGCUGGGGAAUGAAGCACCGAAGCAGUUUUUAGGUUAUGUCUUGAGAAAGAAGAAAUUGGGGCCAGGGGGGAAGUGAAGAGAAUCAGAUCCCAGACGUUUGGGGAGAAGGAGCACUGCAGCCCCACAAUAGCCAAUCAGGUAGAAAGGGCAGGUUGAGAAGAGUCCUCUGAGGAUAACAGCCCCAAACAGGCAACACUGCCAGGGGGAUGUGUUCAUGAGGCAGAACCCCUCCCCCCGCCCCACAGGAAGAGGGUUCUCGGGGCCAUGGCCCAGCUCAGCAUCAACAGUGACCAUGGCGAGUGGGGCUUGAGCACAGAUGCCGGGGAGCGGGCCCGGCUGCUGCAGAGUCCGUGUGUGGACACAGUCCCCAAGAGUGAGUGGGAGCCCCCUCCUGGGGGUCCAGGCAGAGGCACCACUUCCACACUUGGGGCUGUCUUCAUUGUCGUCAAUGCCUGCCUGGGCGCUGGGCUGCUCAACUUUCCAGCAGCCUUCAGCACUGCUGGGGGCGUGGCAGCUGGCAUCGCACUGCAGAUGGGCAUGCUGGUUUUCAUCAUCAGUGGCCUUGUCAUCCUGGCCUACUGCUCCCAGGCCAGCAACGAGAGGACCUACCAGGAGGUAGUAUGGGCUGUGUGCGGCAAGCUGACAGGUGUGCUGUGCGAGGUGACCAUCGCCAUAUACACCUUCGGCACCUGCAUCGCCUUCCUCAUCAUCAUCGGGGACCAGCAGGACAAGAUUAUAGCUGUGAUGGCCAAGGAGCCUGAGGGGGCCAGCGGCAGCCCCUGGUACACAGACCGCAAGUUCACCAUCAGCCUCACUGCCUUCCUCUUCAUCCUGCCCCUGUCUAUCCCCAGGGAGAUCGGCUUCCAGAAGUAUGCCAGCUUCCUGAGUGUAGUGGGUACCUGGUACGUCACUGCCAUCGUUAUCAUCAAAUACAUCUGGCCAGAUAAAGAGAUGACCCCAGGGGAUAUCCUAACCAGGCCGGCUUCCUGGAUGGCCGUGUUCAAUGCCAUGCCCACCAUCUGCUUUGGAUUUCAGUGCCACGUGAGCAGCGUGCCCGUCUUCAACAGCAUGCAGCGGCCCGAGGUGAAGACCUGGGGUGGGGUGGUCACGGCCGCCAUGGUCAUAGCCCUUGCUGUCUACAUGGGCACAGGAAUCUGUGGCUUCCUGACCUUUGGAGCUGCUGUGGACCCUGACGUGCUUCUGUCCUACCCCUCGGAGGACAUGGCUGUGGCUGUUGCCCGAGCCUUCAUCAUCCUGAGCGUGCUCACCUCCUACCCCAUCCUGCACUUUUGUGGGCGGGCGGUGGUUGAAGGCCUGUGGCUGCGCUACCAGGGGAUGCCAGUGGAGGAGGACGUGGGGCGGGAGCGGCGGCGGCGAGUGCUGCAGACGCUGGUCUGGUUCCUGCUCACCCUGCUGCUGGCGCUCUUCAUCCCUGACAUUGGCAAGGUCAUCUCAGUCAUCGGGGGCCUGGCUGCCUGCUUCAUCUUCGUCUUCCCAGGGCUGUGCCUCAUUCAGGCAAAACUCUCUGAGAUGGAAGAAGUCAAACCAGCCAGCUGGUGGGUGCUGGUCAGCUACGGAGUCCUCUUGGUCACCCUGGGAGCCUUCAUCUUCGGCCAGACCACAGCCAAUGCCAUCUUUGUGGAUCUCUUGGCAUAACCACUGCCUUCCAGGGACCACGUGGCCUUUGCCACUAGACCUAGGAACACAUCUCUUAGAGCUGUGGGACCACUCUGUGUCCACCAUCAUUCCAACUAGUAGGAUGACAUCUGGACAUCCUUUUCCAGGGACAGUUUUGUGGCAAAAUCAGGCCCCACACCUCUGGACAGCUCAAACCCAGCUCCCUUCCUGCUCCCCAGCCCUGGCAGUGCUGGGAUGGUGGCAGUUCUCAUGUCACAGAGGAACCUUCUUCCUCCCCCAGCUCUCAGCUUCUCCAUGCCUGGAACCCAUGGUGAAGAGGCCAGUGGGUCUCAGAAGAAGGCACCCAAUCUGAAUUCUUUCUGGUGAAAGACUGUGGACAAAAGGCCACCAGCCUCCACAAAGCAGCCCAUCCGGAGUAGGGGCUGUGCUCAUUAUCUGGGGGUCAACGGUGGCUUCCUCUGGCAACCUCCAAAGGUAGCAUUGCAGUCAUACAAAUACGCAGAGGCAGGUGGAUUCAGGCCUUGUCUGCUCCCUCCUGGGGCCCCACCCUUUCUCUUUCUCCAAACCUGAUGAUCCAGGCUGGGCACCCCUGUCCCCUUCCAUCCCCAGGCAUCACCAAGUCUAAUGUUUACAAACGGUGCCAGCCCGGCUCUGAAGCUAGGGGCCGUCCUGUGCCAUGGUGCUGUGAGUAUUCCUCCGUUAGCUUUCCUCAUGGGGUUGGGGGAGUCUGCUUUUCUCUCUCAGAUUCCAGAGCCUCUUUGCAGAGGCUCCAGGGUGGGUGAGAGUGAAGGCUGGGAACCUUUCAGACCCUUCACGCAGGCUGGGCUGACCAGGAUCAAGGUGAACCUCUCUGACAUUUUUUCAGUGAUUGUUUCUCUUCUCCCUGCCUCUCCUCUUCCUCCUCCCUUGCCAACUCUAGCCUGAUAACUCAGAGAGAAGAAAGGCAGCCAGGUUGUCACUGACAGGCACAACAUUUGAGCCUGUCACACUGGCCUGGAAGUUUCCUUUCCAGUCUGGAUCUUGUCUGUUCCCUUCCUCUCCCUGUUCACUACCUACCCCAUGGCUCUGCGUAGCUCAGUCUCUCCCACUCACAUAAGUUGGGGGAUGGGGAUGCCAAACCCUCUCACAACUUCCUCAGCAGCAUAUGUCUAUUGGUCCUGGCCUUGGUGGCCUGUCAUUCACAUUGAGGUCAUACCUGGAUUGUUAUCCCAGACAGGGUGGGGAGGAACACUGCCCCCCCUCCAUACUCACAUUUGACUUUCUCGGCCCCUCAGCUGCCCCCUGUUCAUUCUGGCCAGUCCCAGGUACCAGUCUGGCUUUCCUCCUUCACCUGGAACCUUCAGCAUUUCCAUGGCCCCUUCUGCCCAAAAUCUCUGUAGUGGGUGUGCCCAGCAGCCCACCACUCAGGGAAGAGGCUGGUUGAAGGCUAGCUAGGCUUCUGCUCGGUCCCCAGACUGGAUGAACUGCCUUUUCUCACGUCCCCUCCUGGUGCCUCAUCUUGUCUGCCCUGGGGCCAACCCCACUCUGCUGUUCUCCUGCUCAGCCCCUGGGCCUGAAGAGGCUAGGAGGACAGCCCAGACAGCAGGGCUGCACAGCCUCCCAGUGCUGUGUUUCAGGGUAGGGGCGGGGAGAUGUAGGAGGAAUCAUUGCAGACACAGACCAUCAGGAAAAGGAGCUGGAAUCUUGCCUCUUGGCCUAAGCUCAGGAGCCCCCCUCCCAUCCUCUGUGUCCUUUCUGUCAGGGUAUUUCACUGUUUCUUUUCUACUUGUGCACACUAAGAAAAGGGAAGAUGGUUAAUAAAAGGGACUUGUGCUGCUGA